This is a messenger RNA of Podarcis lilfordi (Lilford's wall lizard), 7606 nucleotides long. Lineage: Eukaryota; Metazoa; Chordata; Lepidosauria; Squamata; Lacertidae. The record is from the annotation of a GenBank genome assembly.
AUGGCCGAGGAGACACCGCUGCUGGCGGGCAGCCGUUCGGCCCUCUUGACGGCCACAGAGGAGUCCACGCUCCACUCCGUCCUGAUGGGUGAGUCGCUGCCUCUUCCCUUCCCAAAUCUGCCAAUUGUCGAGUUGGAAGGGUCCCCCCAGUGGCCAUCCAGCCCGCCCCCUGUGAUGCGUCUGUGAGCAGUGACCAUCAUGCGAGGUCCUUCUCCCUGGACCCUGCUCCCCGCUGUGAACAGAGAAAUCUGAGGGCUCCCUUGGACAAAAAAACAAGGACCCCAGCCAGGAAUCCCAGAGCCAAACAGCAGCCAGUCGGCUUGGUCUUGAUUGAAGACUGUCGCCACAGGACUCCCACCUGCCACCAGGUGGAACAAGAUGGAAGCCCCACAUUGUUGUAAACAAAAAUCUGCCCUUUUUCCCUUAUGGGGUAUCCAAGAGCCCAUAUAGAGUCCUUACAUAGGUUCCCUAUUGGUAGGAGAAAAUAACAGAGGCCAACCAGAGAAUAUUGAGAAGCAAAGCAGCCAGUAAGCCUGAUCUUUAUUGAACUGCUGCAACAGGGUCCUCACUCCCCACACGAAGGAGGGAGGAGGAACCCAGAACAAUGGUGUGCAAGGCCUUAUAAAGACUUUUGAAAUUGCCACCCUGUAGAUCAAGACCACCCCCAGAAACAUCAUACCUACAUCACAGAAAGGACGGUCUACAGCAGAAAUCUGAGUGCCUUGUUUACCUCCUGUCUGCCAGGUUACCUGUUUAAUGGUCACUUGAUUGGAUUGCCUGGGGAGCCUGGCCAGUCUUUUGUAAUGAUAAAUACUUAGUUCCUGAGCCAGGUCACAGACUCACAUCCUAUUCAUACACAGACAUACCCUUAAGACAGGAUUUGUGAGGAAAGAGACAAUGGGGAGGUUUCCCACUUUGACCUUGCAGAGAAAACAUUUGCUCAGUUUGGGAAUCAAAAUGGUUCCAGGUCGGUCUUCCUGUGCUGAUCUAUGUAUGUGCUUGGUUGGUACACUUAUGAACCUUUAACAUAUAUCUAAGACCUCAGAAUUCCUAUCACAACUCCCACCUGCCACCAGGUGGAACAAGAUGGAAGCCCCCAACAAAAGAGAACCCAAACUUUGAUUAGCUGCUAAAGACAUCGUUUACCUGGCGAUACUGCAACCAAUCCGUCAUUAAAUCUCUUAUUUCAGAUUUUUUUCUUCCUUUCAGUUCUGGUGAAGAUCCUGUUUGCUGCCCCAACCAUUGCUGGGAUUGUUGUAGGUGAGUCCGGAAAAAUAAUGUGCAAUGCUCUCUUUGCACAGAGACUCGAUCUCCGUCUGCCUGUCUGUCUCUGCACCUGUGGAUUAAUAAUAAUAAAUAAUAAUAACAUUUUAUUUAUACCCCGCCCUCCCCAGCCAAGACCAGGCUCAGGGCGGCUAACACCAAAUAUAAAAACAAUUGAUUGAAGCACAGCUUAAAAAACAAGAUUAAAAUACAACAUUAAAACAUUAAAAUGCAUUAACCCGGAUUAACCUGCUAAUGCAUUGCUACUGACUAGACCAGUGAUUCCCCAAGUUUUUUUUGAGUCCUUGCCUCCCCUUAGUUCUAGAAACUCACCCCAACAUCCCCAAACCAUGCGCACAAAAGCAUUAUUGAGAAUAGCUGCUUGCACGACCCACUAAAAGAAGGCGAUAUUAACCCGAUCCGAUUCAGCUAGAGAGCAUUGCAGGGCGAGCGAAUUUGCAGCACAAAGCGUUUAUACCUAAUUGCUCACAAUCUUGGGGUCCUGAGUUCGAGUCCUGCCUUGGGCAAAAGAUUCCUGCAUUGCAGGCACGGGUUGGGCUAGAUGACCCCUGGGUUCCCUUCCAGUUCUGCAGUUCCACGAUUUGGCCUCUCUCUCCCUGGAGAAGCCAGACUUGGAGAUUUCCUUGUUUGGGGAACAGGCUGCUUUUAAAGAAAGGGCUGGAGCUGUGCUGUUUUUAUUGUCAUUAUCUAUUCUGUUUUAAACAGAUUUUGUGCAUGGGUAUAGAUAUAUUUCUACCAGUGUUUAAUGGUGGUUUUUUCUACGGUUCGUAUUGUUUUUCCGCAAUGUGCAAAAUCCCUCAUCAGGAAAUCAAUAGCUAUCUUGCAAUCUGUGACAGCUCAGAAUUGCAAGUACAGAUGCAACCAAAGGAAACAGCCUUGAAAGCGAUAAGAGCAGAAAAACCUUGAGCUCAAAGCGAGGGAAGUGUUUCGCACCCAGCUCCAGCUCAGCUCAGGGAAGCUCUGGGCAGCAGCCAGUGUUGCUAAGAAUCAUAGAAUCCUAGAGUUGGAAGAGACCCCAAGGGCCAUCGAGUCCAACCCCCUGCCAAGCAGGAAACACCAUCAGAGCACUCCUGACAUAUGGUUGUCAAGCCUCUGCUUAAAGACCUCCAAAGAAGGAGACUCCACCACACUCCCUGGCAGCAAAUUCCACUGUCAAACAGCUCUUACUGUCAGGAAGUUCUUCCUAAGGUUUAGGUGGAAUCUUCUUUCUUGUAGUUUGGAUCCAUUGCUCCGUGUCCGCUUCUCUGGAGCAGCAGAAAACAACCUUUCUCCCUCCUCUAUGUGACAUCCUUUUAUAUAUUUGAACAUGGCUAUCAUAUCACCCCUUAACCUCCUCUUCUCCAGGCUAAACAUGCCCAGCUCCCUUAGCCGUUCCUCAUAAGGCAUCGUUUCCAGGCCUUUGACCAUUUUGGUUGCCCUCCUCUGGACCCGUUCCAGUUUGUCAGUGUCCUUCUUGAACUGUGGUGCCCAGAACUGGACACAGUACUCCAGGUGAGGUCUGACCAGAGCAGAAUGGAUAAGACGCUCAUCCAGAAACACUCGCUGUGCUGGGCUUGAGGCCUGGUUUGUGGCCAGACUAGGGAGGGAACACCAGGGGUCAUCUAGUCCAACCCCCUGCAAUAAAGGAAUCCCAGCUUUAAAAAUCCCUGAUCAGUGGCUGUUCAGCUAGUUGGUUGGGGUUUUGCAUGUGGCCUGCAUAGCUCUCUCCCAACUCUGAUUAUUUGGCAAACAUCCUGGAGCCGGGUGCGAGUCUUCCUGCUGCUGCUGCUGCUGCCGCCAUAAUAGGAUUGUAUUUGCUUUAUUUAUGCUCAAGACGGGAUACGAGGUUCUCUACCCUCCUCUUUUAAUCCCCACAACCACCCUGCGAGGCAGACCACCACCCCAAUGUCACACCUAGCGAGCUACGUGGCUGAGCAGAGGGAUUCGAAUCCUGGUCUCUUCAAGGUCCUAGUCAGGCGCUCCAACCACUAAGCCAUGCUGCCUCUUGGGGCUGCCAUUUGGGAUGGGGCGCCGCCUCCUGGCUCCCCACCCUGGCAAUGGGCUGCACUCGAAGGGCAGUCGGCAGCUGUGCUUCCUUGGACUGGGGGGUCUCUCCCAAGUCUGAGCACUGGGAAGCAGCAGUGGCAGUGGGGUCCACAUCUGCGGCUAAUAAUAAUAAUAAUAAUAUUUUAUUUAUACCCUGCCCUUCCCGGUUCAAAAACUGGGCUCAGGGCAGCUAACAACAAAUUUAAAACACUUAAUUAUAAAAGCAGCAUAAAAUACAGAAUAAAAACAUGAAUAACCAUAAAAUAUUCCGUAAUCAGUUUAGGGGAAAUAAGUAUUAGAUAAUCCCCAGGGCUAGCUGGCUGAAUUGGUCCUACUUGGGCCAGCGAGGAGGCCAGGGGAGAAUUAGCUGUGGGAUCCCAGAGCGGGUGAUCUUCAUAAAAGGGGAGGGGAGGGAAAUAGAAGAUCAGGCUGAAUUCAAAUUAAAGGCCAGGCGGAAUAGCUCUGUCUUACAGGCCCUGCAGAAGGAGGUUAUAUCCUGCAGGGCCCUGGUCUCCUGGGACAGAGCAUUCCACCAGGUCGGAGCCACCACUGAGAAGGCCCUGGCCCUGGUGGAGGAUAAUCUGACUUCCUUAGGGACCUCUAAAUUAUGAUUAUUCAUGGACCUCAAGGUCCUCUGCAGGGCAGACCAGGAGAGGCUGCCCCGUAGGGGGAGAGUCCGGGGUCCCGGGUGCUGAGCCUCUCCCGCUGUGCCUCCACCUGCAGGAGCAGUCUACCUGGGCCAGUGCCCCCAGCAGCCUCUCAUCCCCAUCUACCUGAUCGUCCUGAGUGCGGUUGUCCUCCUCCUGCUGCUGCUCAGCUGCCUGCCCUGCGGAGAUGGCACAGACCGACCCAACCCCUGGGCACAGCGCUUCCGGGCCGCCUGCUGCCUCUUCCUCUGCAUCUGGUUCCUGGCAGGUGAGUCUCCCCCCACCUGUCUCUUCCCCACAUACCUGGUGGGAACUGCUGCCCUGCAGAAGGGGGUAUUUAUGAGGUGGAAGUCGGCGGGUGGGUGGGCUGCCCUUUCCCCAGAAAAGCAGAGGUCACUAAGCAGAGGUCUGCCGGGAUGCCUAAGCUGCGUUUCCCGCAUCCUGGAGGGUUGGGAUGGAUGGCCUUUGGGUGCCCCUUCUGACUCCAUGAACCAUUCAGAACAGGGGUCCUCAGAAAGGGGGUUCAGAAGAGGGUUCAAUGGAACUCCCGCAAAUGAAUUGUGGGUUUGCCUCAGAUGGGCAGGCAGGAGAUGCAGGUCAGCGACGGGACCCCUCCCCAUCCCUUGUUCACCCCCUAACAAAAUCUCCAGGGGGAGAGGGGGAGAGGCAGGAAAGGCCCUUAUUUUCCCGCUGUAAUAAACGAAAAUCUGCCCUCACAAGAGCCCUUAUAGAGUCCUUUGCAGCUUCUCCAUCGGGAGGAGAAAAUAACGGAGGCCAACCAGAAAAUAUUGAGAAGCAAAGCAGCUAGUAAGCCUGAUCUUUAUUAACUGCUGCAACAGGGUGAUCCCCUCACACGCAGGAAAGAGAAGGAGGAGCCCAGCCAUGCGCGCAAGCCUUUAUAUAGACAUUUUAAAUUGCCCGCCCUGGAGUCCAAGACCACCCCCAGAAACAUCACACCUACAUCACAGAAAAGGUGGUCUACAUAGCCUAUGAGAUGGCUAUGAAAGCUGCUAAGAAAUCUUACUUUGCAGCUUCCAUUGCAUCUGGUAGCUCUCGCCCGGCACAACUUUUUAGAAUAAUUAGGUCAAUAACGUCCUUAGGAGGACAACCAAAUUUAAGCACAAAUUCGACCCACAGCUGUGAGGCAUUCGCGAGCUUUUUGCGGAGAAAGUCCUGUUGCUCCGCCGUGACCUCCCUGCCAAUUUAGAUACAGUGACUGAACUGGAGGCCCCUCGACUGACUUCAGGUCCAGUGUUGGACCAUUUCGAUUGGAUACUCCCUGCUAAUGUGGAUAGAUUCCUCCAAGUUGGUAGGCCCACCACCUGCCUCCUUGAUCCGUGCCCAUCUUGGCUGAUUAGGGAGUGUCCAGAUGUUGCGCGGACCCCCCUGGUUGAAAUUAUCAAUUUGUCCCUUGACACGGGGACAUUCCCAGGGGAACUGAAGGAAGCAGUGGUGUGUCCACUCUUAAAUAAAACUUCAUUAGAUCCCUUAGACCUAUCCAAUUACCGCCCAGUUUCAAAUCUUCCAUACCUGGGUAAUGUAAUUGAGAGAGCGGUUGCUGAACAGCUUGGUAGGUUUCUGGAGGAAACAUCGACAUUAGAUCCAUUUCAGUCCGGUUUCCGUCCUGGUUUUGGGACGGAGACGGCUCUGGUUGCCCUAACAGAUGAUCUCCGUAGACAGCUGGAUCGAGGCGGGUCAGGACUGGUGAUCCUUUUAGAUUUGUCAGCAGCCUUUGACAUGGUCGAUCAUGAUCUUCUGGACCACCGCCUCGCAGACGAGGGGAUACAGGGCAUAGCCCGUAACUGGUUGUGCUCUUUUAUCUCUGGUCGGGGACAGAGGGUGGCACUAGGGAGGGAAAUGUCAUCGCGCCACUCCAUGGAGUGUGGAGAGCCGCAGGGCGCAAUUCUCUCCCCGAUGCUUAUUAACAUCUUUAUGCGCCCCCUUGCCCAGAUUAUCCGGAGCUUUGGGCUGGGCUGUCACCAAUAUGCUGAUGACACUCAGCUCUAUCUGCUGAUGGAUGGCCACACCGAUUCGGCCCCGAACACACUGACCAGAUGCUUGGAAGCUGUGGCUGGAUGGUUUCGUGGGAGCCGAUUGAAACUAAAUCCUUCAAAGGCAAAGGUCCUAUGGCUGGGUCGGGAUGGCAUGGGGAUGAGGGACCAACUCCUUUCUCUUGCGGGGGCCCAAUUAGUGCCAUUGCCUUCCGUUAAGAGUUUGGGUGUAAUCCUUGAUGCCUCCCUUUCCAUGGAGGCGCAGGUUACAGCAACAGCCAAGGCGACAUUUUUCCACCUUCGCCGCAUCAAGAGUUGGUCCCUUACCUUUCCCGCCCCGACCUGGCCACAGUGAUCCAUGCGACGGUCACCUCCAGGCUUGACUACUGUAAUUCGCUCUACGCGGGGCUGCCCUUGAAGCUGCCCCAGAAACUCCAGCGGGUGCAGAAUGCUGCAGCGAGGCUCCUCACGGGGUCUCUGCCAUGCGAGCAUAUUCACCCACUAAUUUUCCAGCUGCACUGGCUCCCGGUGGAGUACAGGGUCAGAUUUAAGGUGCUGGUUUUGACCUUUAAAGCCCUUCACGGCCUAGAACCCUCGUACCUACGGGACCGCCUCUCCCAAUAUGCCACACGGAGAGCCUCAAGGUCCAUAAAUAGCAACACCCUAGUGGUCCCGGGCCCUAAGGAAGUUAGAUUGGCUUCAACCAAAGGCAGGGCCUUUUCAACUCUGGCUCCGCCUGGUGGAACGCUCUGCCUCAUGAGACCAGGGCCCUGCAGGAUCUGAUUUCUUUCCGCAGGGCCUGUAAGACAGAGUUGUUCCGCCUGGCCUUUGGCUUGGAGCCAAUUUGAUUCCCUCCCUCUCUUUCUUUUUUCCUUUCCUUCUCCUCCUGCGAUGAGGCUACAUUUUAAUAUUUUAAUGUUCCAUUAUUUUAAUGUUGUAUUUUAUUUUUGUUUUUAAGUUGUAAUCAUUCAUCUUGUUUUUAUUAUUGCUUGUAAGCCGCUCUGAGCCCGGCCUUGGCUGGGGAGGGCGGGGUAUAAAUAAAAAAUUAUUAUUAUUAUUAUUAUAUUACAACAGAAAUCUGCGUGCGUUGUUUAUGUCUGGCAGGUUACCUGUUAAUGCGCACUUGAUUGGAUACCCUGGGGAGCCUGGCCAGUCUUUCGUAAUGACAAAUACUUAGUUCCUGAGUCAGGUCACAGGCUCACCCUAUUCAUACACUGACAUACCCUUAAAAACAGGAUUUCUGAAGGAAAAGACAAUGGGGAGGCUUUUCCAUUUUCCUUCGACCUUGCAGAGAAAUCAUUUGGUCCAUUUGGGAAUCAAAAAUGGUUCCAGGUCGGUCUUCCUGUGCUGAUCUAUGUACGUGCUUGGUUGGUACACUUAGGAACAUUGAACAUAUAUCUAAGACCUCAAAAUUCCUAUUACACCGUUCUCCCUACAGGCAACGUGUGGGUCUACACCAUCUUCCCCCCCAACUACGACCCGGCCGGCCACCCCACCUUCUGCCAGCGCACCGUCUUCCUCUUCGCCUUCGCCGUCACCACCGCCGUCUACGUGGUGCUGGCCGUGGCGCUGCUCUUCGCCCUCUGCGUCCUCCUGGGCCUCUUCAUCUUCGACGCUGUCCGGCCGCGCGGGGGGUGUGGCACUUGGCAGGGCCCUUGA